AUGACUGCACAGAUUAGAAUAACUUUCUACUUUGUAGGACAAGAUUUCCACAGAGCUCUGGAGAAUCCCAUGGUGGACACAAGCAUGUUGGAAGAAUAUAUCAGCAGUGACUUUGCAUUUGGAGCCUUAUUACCUGACUCACCUCCUGAUACUGUAUCAGAGCCAUGUUCACCUCCACAAAUCAGUGGUCUAUUGUCCACUCCUUGCUGGUCUAGUGGGUUUAAACCCUCACCUGCUUCCACCCAUUCUUCAGGAUCCUGUCAAUAUGCACAGAGCUCUCCAGAAACUAACUCUGGGAUUCAAAACCUUUAUACUUCUCAGGACAAUCGUAUGAAGGUGAAUAACAAUGGAGUACCAUGGAAUGGGUCCUCACCACCUAUCUGUAUGGAUUAUAAUUAUCCCUUUCCGCAGCAGAGGUUAUCUCAGAGUUCAAGGGUUUCUUUUUCACCUAAGAAAAGGAAGUAUUCACAUUUGGAAGAAGUAGAGAACUGGCAGACAUGGAAUAUGGAUGCAAGGCAAACUCCUUCAGCUGAUAGUAUUGUCGAUUUGCAUGACUAUGAAAGUGACGGACAGACUAUAUCUUCAGUGGACAAAUGUUACCAAUCUCUAACAUGGAAACCUUACCAAACGGCACACUGGGUUACUGUAUGUAACGCUACUUCAGAAAAGAUACCUACAGUUGGAUUCCAAGUAAUCACAGAUAAAGGAUUUAACUUUUCAACAGCAGACGAAGCCUAUGUGUGCCAAAAGAAAAAUCAUUUCCAGGUUACAGUUCACAUCCGGAUGCUUGGGAGUCCGAAAUUUGUCAAAACAAAUCUGGGUAUAAAACCUAUUGAAAAGUUUAACUUGAGAGUCUUUGGAGUGAAAGUUGAGAGCACUAACCAGACAAUCACCAUUGAACAAUCUCAAGCUGAUCGCAGCAAACGACCAUUCAAUCCUGUUACGGUAAAUGUGCCACCAGACCAGUUAACUAAAGUGACACUGGGAAGGUUACAUUUUAGUGAAACCACAUCAAAUAACAUGAGGAAAAAGGGGAAACCGAACCCUGACCAAAGGUACUUCAUGCUGGUGGUUGGUCUGUAUGCUGUCAGCCAGGAAGAGUCCUACCUAAUAGUUGCUCAUGUUUCUGAAAGAAUCAUUGUGAGGGCAUCCAACCCUGGGCAAUUUGAGAAUGAUAAUGACGUCCUGUGGCAGAGAGGACAUGUCCCAGAGACAGUAGUCUCUCAUGGUCGAGUAGGAAUUAACACUGACACACCAGAUGAAGCGCUGGUUGUCUGUGGCAAUGUGAAAGUGAUGGGGACAGUCAUGCAUCCAUCUGACAGUCGAGCAAAGAGAAAUAUCCAAGAGGUUGACACAAAGGAGCAGCUAAGAAGAAUAGCCCAGAUGAGGCUUGUUGAAUAUGACUACAAACCUGAAUUUGCAACUGUGAUGGGAAUAGAUUCUAUCCAUGAAACAGGUAUAAUUGCACAGGAAGUGAAACGUGUAAUUCCAAGAGCUGUAAAAGAAGUUGGUAAUGUUAGAUGUGGAAAUGGAGAUACCAUAGAAAACUUUCUGAUGGUUGAUAAGGACCAAAUAUUUAUGGAAAAUGUAGGUGCCGUGAAACAGCUCUGUAAACUCACCAACAACCUUGAGAUGAGGAUUGAGGAACUAGAGGUGUGGAAUGACAAACUCGACAAACUCAAAAAAAUAAGCAACUUAAAAUCUGCUAGAAGAGAAAAGUCUCCACCCAGGUUAGACAUUUUAAACUUCACUAGAAUAAGUCACGUUCCACUUCAAAGAAAACCUGUUCCAGUAAAAGUUAAAAAGAUACCAACUAAACAACAAGAAUGCUCAAAGACGAUUUUCAACACUACAGUUAUUGCCUUGAUCACUGUUAUGGCACUUUGUGCCAUGACGAUUUCAACGUUAUAUAUCCUCUACAUACAGGAGGAAGCCAUUGAAAGAGAACCACCAUCAGUGAAUAAUUUUACCAGCAUCGCUAGCUCAAUAUUACCACCUAUUUACACAACGGUGGCAGAAUUAAGUGAAAGUCCGACCACAACAGCAAUAUACCCCACAACAGUUGCGUCGGAAAUAAGUUUUUGUGGUAUCAUACCAUGUGAGCAAGUGCAAUGUUGCUCAAUCCAACAAAGGAAAAGUUCCAUGCUGAAGACCUUUGAAAAAAGGAGCAUACGCAAGGCUACAAAAAAAAAGAGGUGGCUUGAUAAACCAGUAUUUUCAAGUGACUGGAUUGAUACAACAAUCAGUUCCAUACAGAUCGUGGAGAAUCAGCAAGUAAUAGACCGUCACUAUUGCAGUAAAAGCCUGGAGUGUGGGUCUGGAAACUACAGCUAUGUUAUCCGCGUCAACAAAUACACAACCAAUCAUUUGCGUAUAACGUUAGAAAUCACUACAACAGAGCCUUUAAUUGUCUAUCAGUGUAAAAUGACUCUGGGAAAUAUUUGCAACCGAGGAACACACAGCAGGAAGAAAAGAGAUGACUCCCUGGAGACAACACAGGGUCUACAGCAUCUCUGGAUCCUCCCGGUAGCUCGACUGUAUGACAGUGCAUAUCAUUUUAGAGUGGCUACCCCAGAUCUUGCAAAUUGCUACACAGAUCCAAACUUCGCUGGAAUACUUUUUACAGACUAUCAUUUCUAUUUUUACAGAGACUGCAACUAGAUAAUGUUAGGCUGUUUCCAGCAUUCUGCAGUUAUUAUCUGCAAAGCAUUGUGAUGUAAGAUAUUGGCUGCAUUAACUUAAGGAUUUGAAGAAUUGUUUAUAAGUCAUCAUUGUUGAUAUUACAUUCUUUUUCAAAAAUAAGAAAAUGAAGCAUAAAAUAAACCCGAUUUGUAAAUAAUAAAA
Bombina bombina (fire-bellied toad) is the source of this 2844-nucleotide messenger RNA. RefSeq names its product myelin regulatory factor like (gene MYRFL). The record is from RefSeq and is a predicted model, not a curated record. NCBI's taxonomy places the organism in Eukaryota, Metazoa, Chordata, Amphibia, Anura, Bombinatoridae. Gene Ontology annotation, molecular function: DNA-binding transcription factor activity; sequence-specific DNA binding. Gene Ontology annotation, cellular component: nucleus; endoplasmic reticulum membrane. Gene Ontology annotation, biological process: protein autoprocessing; positive regulation of DNA-templated transcription.